AUGGCCUCUGGCAGCAGCGGCCUCGCCGCCGCCUGCCUCCUGUCUCGCGCCUUCCUCUUGCAACAGAAUGGAAUUCGGCAUUGCUCUUAUACAACCUCCAGGAAGCAUCUCUAUGUUGAUAAAAAUACUAAGAUUAUUUUCCAGGGUUUCACUGAAGGCAUCACAUUGGUUGGUGAAAUUGGUGGUAAUGCCGAAGAAAAUGCUGCAGAAUUUUUGAAGCAACAUAAUUCAGGUCCCAAGGCCAAGCCUGCGGUGUCCUUCAUUGCUGGUUUAACUGCUCCUCCCGGCAGAAGACUGGGUCGCGCAGGGGCAAUCAUUGCUGGAGGAAAAGGUGGGGCCGAAGAGAAGAUCGCAGCCCUGCAGAGCGCUGGGGUUGUGGUCAGCAUGUCCCCGGCACAGCUGGGAACCAGCAUCUACAAGGAGUUUGAAAAGAGGAAGAUGCUCUGA
Rangifer tarandus platyrhynchus (Svalbard reindeer) is the source of this 447-nucleotide messenger RNA. NCBI's taxonomy places the organism in Eukaryota, Metazoa, Chordata, Mammalia, Artiodactyla, Cervidae. The record is from the annotation of a GenBank genome assembly.